GUCAGCGUACUAGUGAGGGCCUUGUCGCUUCCUUGGUAACAACGCGCAGAAGCGUUCCAUUGUUGGAUAGGCGAACGCGUGACACCCGACAGUGGCUUAUCUGGACUGUCUCCGACGUUCUGUCAUUGUUCAUUAUUACCUAUGUAGCCGUUUGUAGAAGUGGCGUAUCAGUGUACAUAAUAGAAAGUGUGAACCCCCGUUUCAUUCUCCGGACAUACCCCAAGACAACACGUCAAUAUGGCACAGGGAAAGAGUAUUUUAAUGACUCCCGAUCCAUAUCAUACGCCUGGGUACUGUGGUUUUUGCCCCCAAUUCAAGUACCAGAUUGGUGAAACCUUCGGUAAAACAACGUCACAACUCCUCACAAAUCCACAUGUAGCCAGUUCUCCACGUCCUGUGUUGGCAGAGACUAGUCCUCGGCCGGGGGUUGAGGGCGUUCCAGACAGAAGGGCAGAGUUUCUUAGAACACGUACCCAGAGCUGGGGCGACCAGAAAUUGAUAGGGGAGAUGGUACCCGGAUAUACCGGUAAGUAA
Saccoglossus kowalevskii is the source of this 534-nucleotide messenger RNA. Its product is annotated as ciliary microtubule inner protein 2B-like. Lineage: Eukaryota; Metazoa; Hemichordata; Enteropneusta; Harrimaniidae. The record is from RefSeq and is a predicted model, not a curated record.